Messenger RNA from Salvelinus namaycush (lake trout), 555 nucleotides. RefSeq names its product copine-8-like. The transcript is spliced from 6 exons. Gene Ontology annotation, biological process: cellular response to calcium ion. The annotation marks the transcript as partial. NCBI's taxonomy places the organism in Eukaryota, Metazoa, Chordata, Actinopteri, Salmoniformes, Salmonidae. Gene Ontology annotation, molecular function: calcium-dependent phospholipid binding. The record is from RefSeq and is a predicted model, not a curated record. Gene Ontology annotation, cellular component: plasma membrane.
AUGUUCCUGGACAACUACCGUCCUAACGGUAACAUAGAGAACCCUUACUGUACCGGUAUAGAUGGCAUCCUGGAGGCCUAUCACGAGAGUCUGAAGACUGUUCAGCUCUACGGACCAACCAACUUCGCCCCUGUAGUCAACCAUGUGGCCAGGUAUGCUGCAGCAGUUCAGGACGGGUCCCAGUACUUCAUCCUCCUCAUCAUUACAGAUGGAGUCAUAUCAGACAUGGCUCAGACCAAGGAGGCCAUCGUCAACGGGGCUAAACUGCCCAUGUCCAUCAUCAUCGUUGGAGUGGGACAGGCUGAGUUUGACGCCAUGGUGGAGUUGGAUGGUGAUGACAUCAGAAUCUCUUCCAGAGGGAAGCUGGCAGAGAGAGACAUUGUCCAGUUUGUCCCAUUCAGAGACUACAUGGAUCGCACAGGGAACCAUGUCCUCAGUAUGGCCCGGCUAGCCAAGGACGUCCUGGCUGAGAUCCCUGAUCAGUUCAUCUCUUAUAUGAAGAGUCGGGGCAUCAAACCCAACCCUGCACCGCCCCCCUACACACCCUCUGGACAC